CAUAGCCACCACAGCACUUGGGGCGUGCGUGUUGAGACGCUCGAGCUACUGUCGGCAGGGCUUGACGCUGAAUAUUGUGCUCGUUGUUGGCCGUCGAACGCACCGACCCCACUGCCAAACAGUAUGUCGGCGUCCGGCGGCCCGAGUAUACCAUCGCUCGUAUGCGUCCCGGGCUCCCCAUAGUAUUACUCUCUUGUUGUACCACUUGCAAACAAUAAAAAAUAAGAAGAUAUAAACGCUAAAUUCUCACAUUUUUUCCGCCAAUAGUAUUAUUUGAAUCGAUUCUUAAUGUCGUUUAUAAGUACUCGUAGCGAGUUAAGUAUUUGAGUUGUAGUUAAUUUUAGAGAAGCACGGUUGUGCCCGCGCUUUCCGUUAAAAUAAGCACGGUCUUGGACGCUACUGCACCUCUAUACAGGAGACGGCAGUGUGUCAACACGGAGCGCUGAAGGUGGCUUCUAACGGCUGCGAGCCAGUGACAUCAAGCGCACGAUGAGACGCGAUGAGGUCCGCCAGCUCCGAACUGUUGCUGGACACCAAGCAGCAGCAGCUCCGCAAGAAGAAGCUGCUGGAAUUAGCGGCGGCCAAAAAGCAGAAACGUUGCAAGCAACGGACGAUCCGGGAAAAAUUAUGGUUUUACUCGACGCUGUCGUUCGCAAUGAUCGCCGUGGGCUCGGGAUCAGCACUACUGUUCCUGGUUCCUCUUUAUGUGGAUCCGGCAGUGUCUACUUUAUUAGCCGAUUUCGUUACCGAGCCUGUACAAUGCACGACGGUGCGUCGCGAGGAACUGACUGGGUUGUACAACUGCACGUGGAGCUCAUGCAGAGAGGGAUGCACCAGCGACGUGUACCGGUGCAAUCAUAUUUACGUGACUUAUCGGGAGGAAGAAAACGGCAAGAUGAUUCCCGAGGCUGUGCUAUUAGUCAACAUAAAGGGUUGUGGGUACCCUCCAGCAGUGUCUUGUACCAACUUCACCGGCGCGUACAGUCGGCCGGGUUCGACAUUUCCGUGUCACUAUUCCCGACAAAACCAUACACUGGUGGUAAGCGACUACGACCAGCGACAGCAGUACGCCGACAUUGUAAACUAUUUUGCCGUCCCGUUCACCGUGUGUGUCGUCACUUCGGUGAUUUUGUGUGUUAUGCACUGCGAUUGUCAAGAAAUUACAUCUGCCGGCGCCGGACAGGUAGACGCGAGCAGAAGUUUUACCGGUCAAUCUCAAAUCGAAGGUUACAGCGAUCAUUCUAUAAGUACUCGAGUAGAACGGUUAGACGAAGCAAUAUUGGAAGCAUCAAAAACGUUAGGCGAGCCAAGCGGAUUAUGACAAUACUUAGAGACGAGCUGCUGAGAGUGUAAUAUAUCGCCGUCAGCGCCAAUACGUGAAUGCUGUCAACGCCAUCACUGCCAUCAAACGCAUAUUCUUAUAUAGUGUGUGUUGUAAACAUGAUUACAAUCUGUAUGGUUCGAAUAACCUUCUAGUAUUUGUGCAAUAAUAUAUAUAUAUAUAUAUACUAAUGUAACAACUGCAACGAAACAUGUACAGUACACAAAAACAACUUUGUUAUGUUUUUUAAUUGUUUUUUUUUUAAUUUGUUGUGUAUGUGAAGUACAACUUAUACCAUGCAUUUAGUUUACUUGGUCUAAGAUGUAAAGUUAAUUGAAAAGAAUUAUAAUUUAAUAUUAUAGAGGUAUAAAUUACAUUAUGUUUACGAAUAAUAUGUGAACAAAUGAGCUUGCCUAUUUUGUACAACUGAAAUUCUACAAAAUCUAACGCACAUUUUCAUAACACGAGUAAUAAUUAUAGAAACAUAUUUGUUGCUAAAUUAUUACAUCAAAAAAUUAAUUUGUUAGUCAUAUUGGAUUGUUGAAACAAUAAUAUUUAUAGUAAAAAUAAAUAUAAAAUUAUCUGUUUACCAGUAACAUAGAAUAUGUAAAUUGUAUUUAGUCAUUUGCAGCCGCAAUCGCCAAAAUUAUAAAAAAUGGAUAUCAGAAUAUAUGCUAAAUUUUAAUUAUGUAUGUAUGACAAAAAUUUUCCAAAAAAAAAACAAAA
Molecule: messenger RNA, 2047 nt
Organism: Daktulosphaira vitifoliae (grape phylloxera)
Lineage: Eukaryota; Metazoa; Arthropoda; Insecta; Hemiptera; Phylloxeridae
Gene: Teh1
Product: protein tipE
Exons: 2
Coding region: 500-1321 (273 amino acids)
Biological process (GO): regulation of sodium ion transport
Molecular function (GO): sodium channel regulator activity
Source: RefSeq, a predicted model, not a curated record